AUGGACGACAUUCAGAUCUUCAGCUACACCCCCAGGCCCAAACCGAAGCCAAAGCCCCUUCGCGCGACCCCCGAGGGAAAGGUUGGACCGGCCUCCCUCUCCUACGACAUCUUCCUGAACAUCGUCGACUUCCUCGUCGCCGAUGCUGCUCGCUGGACUUCUCAGUCCGCAGUCUGGAAGCUCGACUACAACCACGCCGCUGCCACAAAGCUCGUUAUCCAAGAGAAGGUCAUCGCCUUCACCAAGCCCGAGAAGUCACCUCAUCAAAUGGACCGCUACCACGACACCUUGCUCCCCUCGCAACUAAACCGUCAGACCCGCGUCAUGGUCGGCAAGGUCUUCCCUCGGAUCGCGAUGGUCGACGAACAUGGCAACGAGAUGCUGCUCAAGGCUUGGAUCAACCCGGCCAAUGAUUUCUUCAUUUUGGACAACCACUCAUCGAGCGCCCAAGGCAUGCACCUUAUGCAGGCCAUCAUGCUCCCUACCCCUCAAGGAGACAUCCUGACCGCAUCCAUCCGCCGCAUAUCCAUCUCCUCGGGUUCUGCCUUGCACAAAUUCGACGCCGACGCCGUCAAGAUUCUCGCCACUCUUCCGAACCUCGAAGAGAUGAGCAUGUGUAUGGGAGAAUUCUUUCCCGACUUCGGCCAGCGCAUCGUCCACAACGGCAUUCGCGCCAUCGAUCCAAAGACCUACGUGGAACUCGCCAAGUGGGCUCAGAAGCACGGAGCGGCCUUCGCCUCCGUGUAUGGCGCUCUGAAGAAACGAGGCAUCAGAUUCGUCGCGGGCAUCCUGGAGAGUACUGAUCCUUGGCUGGAGAUCCUCCAUACCGCCAAGGGCAUCCGCAUCAGGCACCUCAUGGCCAACUGCUCCUGCUGCAAGGCCGACAAGCUCUACUGA
Messenger RNA from Colletotrichum karsti, 897 nucleotides. RefSeq lists its product as uncharacterized. Bases 1 to 897 code for a protein of 298 amino acids. Lineage: Eukaryota; Fungi; Ascomycota; Sordariomycetes; Glomerellales; Glomerellaceae. The record is from RefSeq and is a predicted model, not a curated record. The transcript has a single exon.